AUGACUUCUCAGAAUGGGAAUGGUAUCGCAGGCAAAGCAGAGCCGGUGCAAAGGGCCGAAGAGGCCGACGAUCUACUCGGAACCGUCAAAGAAUACAUAGUCGACUUCAUCCGUGAAGCGGACGUCGAUGCCCAGCACAAAGAGGCCUAUGGUACAGCAUCGAAGACUUCUGCCAAUGGUUCAAGGCCACAGCUCCUUGACUACCACUCGCCCAAGGCCCUACAGCAAGCCCUUCAAUUCCAACUCCCAGAGCACGGCCUCGGACGCGGUGGCCUCAUCUCGAUGGUCCAGCAGGUCCUGAAGCACAGCGUCAAUACCUGGAACCAAGGCUUCAUGGACAAACUCUACGCCUCUCCUACCCCCGUCGGCAUAGCAGCAGACAUGCUCCUGGCUUCUCUUAACACCAACGUGCACAUAUACCAAGUCUCGCCCGCUUUGACGCUUAUCGAGAAGGAGACAUGUCGGGCAAUGGCUUCGAUGUUUGGGUUUGAUGGACCUUUUGCAGGCGGUGUUUCGCAGAGUGGGGGGAGCGCGGCGAAUCAGACUUCGAUGGUGAUUGCUAGGAACAAUCUGUUUCCGGAGACGAAGUCGGAUGGGUAUGGCGGGAGGAGGUUUGUGCUGUUUACGUCUGAGCAUGGGCAUUAUAGCGUUGAGAAGGCUGCGCAGAUGUUUGGGUUUGGGUCGAAGGCUGUGAGGAGUGUUGCUGUCGAUAGCAGAGGAUGUAUGCGUGCGGAUGCGCUGGAUGCUGCUAUCAAAAAGGCGUUGGAGGAUGGCGAGACGCCAUUCUACGUCAACGCCACCGCAGGCACGACGGUUCUCGGCUCUUACGACCCCUUGGACCAGAUCGCCGACGUAUGCCAGAAGCACAACCUCUGGCUGCAUGUCGACGGCUCCUGGGGCGCCUCGAUAGUCUUCAGCGAAAAGCAACGACACAAGCUGAAGGGCAUCGAGCGAGCGGACUCGAUCGCCAUUUGUCCGCACAAGAUGAUGAACGUCCCCUUGACCUGUUCCGUACUACUCGGCAAAGACCUCCGCCAGUUCCACAAAGCCAUGACAUUGCCAGCGGGCUAUCUCUUCCACAGCAACGGCGAUGCCGACACUAAUGGCCACGGACCAGAAAGCGACGAGUUCUACGACCUAGGCGACCUCACACCUCAAUGUGGCCGACGAGGCGAUAGUCUCAAACUCGCGCUGAGCUGGGUCUACUACGGUACUCAAGGCUACGCCGCGUAUAUUGACCAUGGCUUCGAGAUGGCUGGGUAUCUCGCGGACAUGAUCGUGGCGAACCCGAAAUUCAGCUUGGUGUCUGAGAACCCGCCGCCGUGUCUGCAGGUUUGCUGCUACUUUGAUAAGCAGAGUGGUGAGGAUGCUGAGAAGAGGAAUAGUCGAGUCACUGCGAGGAUUAAGGACGAGUUGGUGCCUCGAGGAUUCAUGAUAGAUUAUGCUCCUGGAGAGGAGGGAAGCUUCUUUCGGGUGGUUGUGAAUGGGCAGACUAGGAAAGGGACCGUCGAUGCGUUGGUUAGAGCUAUAGAGGAGGUUGGAGGGAGUGUAGGAAUUUAG
Molecule: messenger RNA, 1560 nt
Organism: Saxophila tyrrhenica
Lineage: Eukaryota; Fungi; Ascomycota; Dothideomycetes; Mycosphaerellales; Extremaceae
Product: Glutamate decarboxylase 2
Exons: 2
Coding region: 1-1560 (519 amino acids)
Biological process (GO): carboxylic acid metabolic process
Cellular component (GO): cytoplasm
Molecular function (GO): pyridoxal phosphate binding; carboxy-lyase activity
Source: RefSeq, a predicted model, not a curated record